Umbelopsis ramanniana AG is the source of this 783-nucleotide messenger RNA. RefSeq lists its product as uncharacterized. The transcript has a single exon. The coding region runs from base 1 to 783 and encodes 260 amino acids. The record is from RefSeq and is a predicted model, not a curated record. NCBI's taxonomy places the organism in Eukaryota, Fungi, Mucoromycota, Umbelopsidomycetes, Umbelopsidales, Umbelopsidaceae.
AUGAAUUGCUCUGCCGACGUACCCAGCAUCAGCGGAGGUAUCCUCGUGAGCGUGCCCGCCAGUGUUCUGCUUAUGCAAUACAUUUCAUAUGGCUUGUACCAAGCUGCACUUGGGUGGAUACAGAUAAUGUGCAAUCAAAGACGCAAUCACUUACAAUACUAUACUUUUCAAACCUCUUACCCUGCCUAUGCUCUCAGUGAGUUCAAACGGCUCUUCCAUGAGCUUGACCAGAAUGACACUUGGUACAUCAACUUGGGACGAGCCAUCGCUUGGAUUACCCACAACUCUUAUUUGGCGACGUCUGUAUUCUUCACUAUCAUUGUGGUUUCAACUUCUACUAGCGCCAGUGUUAAGAGUGUCGUCUUGACGAACACCGCCGACAACACCAACACAACCAUGGUUGAAAUUAUGUGGCACUUGGAUUCAAGUGAAUGCAUAACCUAUGCACCUUCGCUACUACAUCAAGCGACCUCCGGAAUAUUCUUGAAUGGAUAUAUGCUUUUAGCUUUCACAACGUACGCUUCGAUCAUGAUAUUAUACACCUUCAUCUGCAACUACAUGUACCAUUAUCCUAUAUGGUUACCUCUACCUCUCUAUGACAUAUUGUUCGAUUCACCAACGUCGAAGACCGAAGAUGGCCAAAUUUUCUUUUCGCCGCCUGGAACACUACGCUUGGAAGAACACGACGGCGAACCUUAUAUCAUGAUUGGUGAUAAGCUUUUGAUCACACUUAGCAAAGACCUUGAUUGGGAGAAAGUAAAUGCGAUACUUGACAGUCGAUGA